Setaria italica (foxtail millet) is the source of this 1421-nucleotide messenger RNA. Its product is annotated as protein SRG1. Bases 101 to 1153 code for a protein of 350 amino acids. The transcript is spliced from 3 exons. The record is from RefSeq and is a predicted model, not a curated record. NCBI's taxonomy places the organism in Eukaryota, Viridiplantae, Streptophyta, Magnoliopsida, Poales, Poaceae.
UGAGCGAGUCACUAGAAAAGGCACCGUACGCCUGAACACACUAGCCGUGCCGUGGUGCUGUGACGAACCGAGAGGUGAAGAAGGCUGAAGACGCAGAACAAUGGAGGCUGCUAGCAACAAGAUCGUCCAUAGAGACGAGAUCACGGACGACGCCUUCACCGACUCGGCGCACAUCCCGGAGAAGUACAUCCGGACCGACGAGGUCUCUGCCGGCGCCGUCGUCGGUGAAGACGAGGCCUACGAGCUUCCCGUCAUCGACAUGGCGAAGCUUCUUGACCCGGAGCUAUCGGCGUCGGAGACGGCCAAGCUUGGCUCCGCGUGCAGAGACUGGGGUUUCUUCCAGCUCACAAACCAUGGAGUUGACGAGGCAGUGAUCCAGCGCAUGAAGGAGAGCACCGUGCAGUUCUUCGGCUUGCCGCUCGACAGCAAGAACGACGUGGCAGUCCGAGGAGACGGCUUCGAAGGCUACGGCCACCACUACAGCAGGUUGUCGAAGCUGGACUGGGCAGAGAGUGUGAUCCUCAUCACCCAGCCAGUCCAGGACAGGAACAUGGAGCUCUGGCCAACUAACCCACCCAUGUUUAGGGAUGCGCUUGAGGAGUAUUCGGCGGCGGUGACGAAGCUCAUGAGGCAGCUGUUGGGUUCCAUGGCGACGGACCUCGGCGUCGGCGAGGCGGCGCUCCUGGGCGCGUUCAGCGGGAAGCGGCAGAGCAUGGCGAUCCACCACUACCCGCCGUGCCGGCACCCGGAGAAGGUGAUAGGCAACACGGCGCACACCGACGGGCUCGCCCUGACGGCGCUGCUGCACGUCGACGACACGCCGGGGCUGCAGAUGCUGCAGGGCGGGCGGUGGUUCCCUGUGCGGCCGCGGCCGGGUGCCAUGGUCGUCAACGUCGGCGACAUCCUCCACAUCCUCACCAACGGCGCGUACCGGAGCGCCGAGCACAGGGUGGUGGUGAACGCCGAGCGGGGACGGACCACCGCCGUGAUUUUCCAGGACGCCUCCGUCGGCGGGAUGGUGGCGCCGCUCCCGGAGCUGCUCGUCGAUGGAGGCGAGGCGCGGUACAGGUCCAUCCCGAGGUUUGAGUACCUCAAGGUUAGGUUCAGUGCCCUGGCCCAGAGGAAAGGGUUCCUCGAGAGCCUCAAGCUGUAGCGUCCAUCCAUGAAUAAUCCUCAUGGAUAAACUUGUCUUUUUAGCCAAUAAACAAGUUUAUGGCAGCAGCAGCGCGUGCUCCGACGCGAGGCGACGACGCCCGGGGCGCGUUGCGCGAGCCGCUGCCUGUAAGAGUUCGAAUGUAAUCGAAACAGAAAAUCUGGUGAGAUGUCUUUGGCCGAGCAGUUGGUUGGUUAAGCUGUUGUACAGAUAUAUGUUUGUAGAUUGGUUUGGCUAAAGAUAGCUCCUAGAGGUCUUAUCUAUAUCU